Molecule: messenger RNA, 1591 nt
Organism: Fukomys damarensis (Damara mole-rat)
Lineage: Eukaryota; Metazoa; Chordata; Mammalia; Rodentia; Bathyergidae
Gene: Mansc4
Product: MANSC domain containing 4
Exons: 4
Coding region: 674-1516 (280 amino acids)
Source: RefSeq, a predicted model, not a curated record
GGCCAUCACCAUCACCCCGCCUUUGAGGCUCAAGAGCCAGCAGCAGCCCCGGCGGUUUUUUUAAAGAUAAACUUAAAGAAUUUAAACCAGCACAUGGACCAAUUUUCUAGUGAACCUGAACACCAGGACUUAAAUUCAAAGAAUUAAAGAACUGACUAAAAAAAAAAAAAAUCUGCAGUCAUAAAUUCCUUGAAAACCAUAGAGAAGACCUCACAAAACAAUGUCUUGUUCCCAGUGAAAUGGAUCCUUUCUUUAUCUACUGUCAAAAGACUGAAUUAGUGUUCUACUCAGCAAGACUCUUGACUCAGAUUUCGACUUGUCUUUAUUUUCCCUUAAUGAAAGGUGUCUGUGACUCUUUACCUUUGAAGAAAGAAGAAAAACAGAGAAGAAAAUCUACUCUUCAAGAGGCCCAAGGGCAGCAGUGAAAUAUCCUGGCAAGCUAGAAAGAAGGGUGGCAAGUCCAGUGUUCACUGGUGACUCUGUCAUAGAGACACAAAAGAGAAAUCAGCAUGCAACAAAAGACUGGCCUCAAUUUUCUACCAGUGACUGUCUAGAAAAGCCCCAAGGCUGCUUUCCCUUAGCAAAAGCCCUCAGCUCUCCAGACUGCCCUAAAUGCUGAACUCUGGCAGUCAGCUUCAACUUCUGUCUUCCAGUUCCCCUUCACACCAGUGCAAUGCAGGUGGCGGCCAUUGCAACCGAUGUGAUCCUGCUCCUCAGCAUGGGCUGGAGGUCUGAAUCUCUCUGCUCACCCACUGUGUUUUACAGAGACUGCUGGAUCCGACGCUUCCCGGGUCUCCUUGUUGACCUGGAGGAGUCUCAGAAGCUGGGAGCACAGCUCUUGAAAUACUAUUCUGAGAGCACUGGCCAGAAGUGUAGUAGGAGCUGCUGUCUCAGGAAAGAUGUGUCCUGUAACUUGGCUGUCUUCUUUCAUGACCCAAUUCACGACAGUGUCAACUGCCUCCACGUCCACUGCCCAGCACUAGAGAGCUGCAUACUGGAGCCUGGAACCAGUGCCAUUUUGUACAACAUAACAGAUGGUAUAGAUCCAGAUUUGCUGGUUUUUGGGCAAUCACCUUCUACAUAUCUAAAUACCCAUUCUGCUAAGUGGGACAAAUUGAAGAUUCUAAAAGCUAUGAAUUUAUAUGAUAUGAAACAAGCCACCAAAAUACAUCAUGUGCUGCCCUCAGUAGAGGCUCUGUCAUCAACCACACCUGAAGAUUUUGUUGUAAACACAAACCGUAGCAGAUAUCUCAAGGAAUUAGCGACAGAUUUGGCGGCAAGAUUCAUUUCCCUGAAUGACUCCAUUACCAGCAAGGCAAAUAUGGUGUCACCAAGUGCCAACUUCGUCAAAUAUCCAUAUAACAAGACUAUUUCUCCUUUCUUUGUGCCCACAGACACAAAAGUUCCUCACACGCAGGUUCCACUCCAACUUAACAGUAGCAAACAACCACUGAACAAAACCAAGGGCUACAACAACAGAAACCACAUGUCCGAGAAUGAUGAUGGGGCAGCAUAACUUCUGACAUCUGGCUGGCUUCUGUGGCCUUGUGCACCUCUGUCGUAUUUCUUUGCUGUUGUAUUCUUUGCUGUC